AUGGAUUUCUCUGCAAUCAAGAUUCUGUUCAUCUUCAUCUUCAUUUCUUUCACAUACCCAAAAACUAUAGCUCUCAUUUACCCUCAAGAUCUCAUAACCCAUGAUUCUGUUUUUGAUUUUUCACCAUUUUCGCCCUCUUUUUCGAUAUCUCCAGCUCCGAUUUUUCCUCCUACUAUAGAACCUCUUGUUCCUGCUUUGUUCGUAAUUGGUGAUUCAUCAGUUGAUUGUGGUACUAACAAUUUUCUUGGUACAUUUGCUCGUGCUGACAGACUUCCUUAUGGACGUGAUUUUGAUACUCAUCAACCUACUGGACGUUUCUGCAAUGGAAGAAUCCCUGUCGAUUAUCUUGCUGUGCGUCUUGGAUUACCAUUUGUGCCAAGUUAUCUAGGACAGGCUGGUUCAAUUGAAGACAUGAUUCUUGGUGUUAAUUAUGCUUCUGCUGGUGCUGGCAUUAUUUUCUCAAGUGGCUCUGAAUUGGGUCAGCAUAUCUCCCUAGCACAACAAAUAGAGCAAGUUACUGAUACUAUUCAGCAAUUUAUAAUGACUAUUGGUGAAGAAGCAACAGCUGAUCUGAUAUCAACUUCUGUGUUCUACAUUUCGAUUGGAACCAACGAUUACAUUCAUUACUAUCUCCGGAAUGUAUCUGAUAUUCAAUCUGUUUACUUACCCUGGAGUUUCAACCAGUUUUUGGCACAGACAAUGAAACAAGAGAUUAAGGUGCAUUCUGUUGUUAGACUGCGUACUAUAAAUCCUUGUGGUUCGGCCCUUCCCCAGACCCCGCGCAUAGCGGGAGCUUAG
Nicotiana tabacum (common tobacco) is the source of this 798-nucleotide messenger RNA. Lineage: Eukaryota; Viridiplantae; Streptophyta; Magnoliopsida; Solanales; Solanaceae. The record is from RefSeq and is a predicted model, not a curated record.